UGAGAACAGCCCAUUUAUCCCUGUUGCGUUGAGUCCAGGUCCUCAUGUUCGUAACGAUUAUCCUCCAGCCCUUCGUUUUUAACGGUCUCCACAACCCUCUCCUCUGCAGCUUCCUCUCGAUUUUUCACAUGGAAAAAAUGAGUUGAUUUCAGGAAUAUGCGCUUCAGUUGCCGCUUCGCCCACGUCUGCUUUUGAGUAUAAAUACGCAUACAACCCCUGAAACGGCGAACAGCGAAUCGUAGAAAGAGGAAAAGCAAAACCCUAGCAAUUUGCGGAAGAAUGGAGGCGAAAGCAGCGAAUGGUCCGAAUAGUGAGCGGUCGUAUGGGGUCAUUGAUGGCCCGACCAAUCCAAUGGUUACGCCUCUGCUUACGGAUCUCUAUCAGUUCACUAUGUGCUACGCUUACUGGAAAGCCGGCAAGCAUAACGAACGGGCCGUGUUUGAUUUAUUUUUUCGGAAGAACCCAUUUGGUGGUGAAUAUACAAUCUUUGCUGGUUUAGAAGAAUGCAUAAAGUUUAUAGCUAAUUUUAAAUUCACAGAGGAAGAAAUAUCUUUUAUCCGCGCAACCUUGCCUCCUACAUGUGAGGAUGGCUUCUACAAUUAUCUUAGAGGAGUGGACUGUUCUGAUGUUGAGGUGUAUGCUAUUUCAGAGGGAUCUGUUGUUUUCCCAAAAGUACCCCUAAUGAGAGUUGAAGGGCCAAUUGCUGUGGCUCAAUUGCUGGAAACUCCAUUUGUUAAUCUUAUUAAUUAUGCAUCAUUAGUGGCUACCAAUGCUGCAAGGCAUCGAUUAGUUGCUGGGAAGUCUAAAAUGCUACUUGAGUUUGGGCUUCGACGGGCACAGGGGCCAGAUGGUGGAAUAGGAGCAUCAAAAUACUGCUAUAUUGGAGGAUUCGAUGCAACAAGUAAUGUUGCAGCUGGGAGGUUAUUUGGGAUACCACUUCGUGGAACUCAUUCCCACGCUUUUGUUAGCUCAUUCAUGAGCCCUGAUGAGAUCAUAGACAAAUCACUUCAGAGUUGUGAUGGCUCAAGAACUUGUGAGGAUUUUGUUAGUCUGGUGCAGGCAUGGUUAAACAAAAUUCAGUGGUCACGUUCAUUUCGUGGCAUUUUUGGUGAGACAAAUCAAAGUGAGCUAGCUGCCUUCACCUCAUAUGCCUUGGCAUUCCCUAAUAACUUCUUAGCUCUUGUGGACACAUAUGACGUAAUGAAGAGUGGGAUUCCUAAUUUUUGUGCAGUUGCCUUAGCACUCAUUGAUUUAGGGUAUAAAGCAGUAGGCAUUAGGUUAGAUUCUGGUGACCUGGCAUAUCUGUCUUGUGAAGCCAGGAAGUUCUUUUGUACUAUUGAGAAUGAAUUUGGAGUGUCUGAUUUUGGAAAGAUGAGUAUCACUGCCAGUAAUGAUCUCAAUGAGGAAACUUUAGAUGCUUUAAACAAACAGGGUCAUGAGGUUGAUGCUUUUGGGAUUGGAACCUAUCUGGUUACAUGCUAUGCUCAAGCUGCUUUAGGUUGUGUUUUCAAACUUGUUGAGAUAAAUAAUCAGCCCCGCAUUAAACUCUCUGAAGAUGUUUCAAAGGUUUCUAUUCCAUGUAAAAAACGAUGCUACAGAUUGUUUGGGAGAGAGGGUUACCCUCUGGUUGACAUCAUGACAGGGGAAAAUGAACCACCUCCUAAGGUGGCAGAACGAAUUCUAUGUCGUCACCCUUUUAGUGAAUCCAAGAGAGCGUAUGUGGUGCCACAGCAUGUUGAAGAGCUUCUGAAGUGUUAUUGGUCUGGGAGCUCAGGUAAAGCAAGAGAAGAGUUACCCCCUCUCAAGAACAUUAAAGAACGUUGCAUGAAACAGCUUGAACAAAUGCGGCCUGACCACAUGAGGAGAUUGAACCCAACACCAUACAAGCAGGUGAGCGUGAGUGCAAAGUUGUAUGACUUCAUUCAUUUCCUAUGGCUCAAUGAGGCACCUGUCGGUGAGUUACAGUAAGGGAUGAACGAGUGGAGCACUGUACAAAACAGAAGCCAAGUGAUGAUUCCACUGUGGUAGGAGGAGCUUCUUUGAAUAGUCAGCAGUUUGUGAGAUUCUCAUUGAUGUAAUACUCGAAUAAGUCUGAGAAACAAUUUGUUUCGUCAUCAAAUAAAAUUGUGUCCUGCUCCCAGCAUUGUCAUUUUCAGAGUUAUGUAUGAUUUCGCGGUAUAACCGUGCUCAAAGAAAUAAUGCAGCUUCUAGUUGUAACCUUUACACAACAGAAUUUUGAAUCCAAGUGUUAGAAUUUUAUUUAUAUA
Messenger RNA from Vitis riparia (riverbank grape), 2267 nucleotides. RefSeq names its product nicotinate phosphoribosyltransferase 2-like. Gene Ontology annotation, biological process: NAD+ biosynthetic process. Gene Ontology annotation, molecular function: nicotinate phosphoribosyltransferase activity. Lineage: Eukaryota; Viridiplantae; Streptophyta; Magnoliopsida; Vitales; Vitaceae. The transcript is spliced from 15 exons. Bases 280 to 1968 code for a protein of 562 amino acids. The record is from RefSeq and is a predicted model, not a curated record.